AUGCCACUCUAUUCAUUAACUUGUCUAGCAUUACAUUAUCCAACUUAUGCACCUUUGCGAGCAUUAGUUCAUACUUCUACUAGCUUGGUACAUAAGAAUGGAGGAUUGGUUAGAAAGAUUGAUUAUCUUGGGAAACGGAAUACUACUCAAAGGAUUAAAGCUAAUUCAAUUCAAGGUGGAGUAGAUGAAGCUGAUUAUUGGACCAUGAUGUUUGAUGCAAAUCCUCCAACAGUUAAAGAAUUAACAGAAAGACUAAGAGUAGAUCCAAGAGUACUAAGACAUACAACCUUAUUAGUAGGAAAAAAAUUAUCAGAAGUCAUGAAACCUCAAUGGAAUUUAACUUUACAAGAAUCGAUAAAUCUACCAAAUGAAGAUCUUAAACUUGAAAUCCAUCAACGUGCACUUGAUCUUCAUUCUACUAAUUCUUCUAAACCUUCACCACUUUCUUUUUUCUAA
Melampsora larici-populina 98AG31 is the source of this 456-nucleotide messenger RNA. RefSeq lists its product as uncharacterized. Lineage: Eukaryota; Fungi; Basidiomycota; Pucciniomycetes; Pucciniales; Melampsoraceae. Gene Ontology annotation, cellular component: ribosome. Gene Ontology annotation, molecular function: structural constituent of ribosome; rRNA binding. Gene Ontology annotation, biological process: translation. Bases 1 to 456 code for a protein of 151 amino acids. The record is from RefSeq and is a predicted model, not a curated record. The transcript has 3 exons.